Aspergillus calidoustus is the source of this 2084-nucleotide messenger RNA. Lineage: Eukaryota; Fungi; Ascomycota; Eurotiomycetes; Eurotiales; Aspergillaceae. The record is from the annotation of a GenBank genome assembly.
AUGAAUCACCUCCGAGAGGGAGAGUUCUCUCUCGACAAACUUCCAAAGAGUGUCAAGGUUCGCUCAACCUGCAACGCUUGUCAACAGGCCAAGAUCCGCUGCAGCCAUGACAGACCUUCUUGCAAGCGAUGUCAGAAGCACAACAUAGACUGCGUUUAUAGCAUCUCUCGGCGACUAGGAAGGCCAGCAAAGAAAAAAGAUUGUUCGAUCAACAACUCACCGACGGGCCAGGCUGGAAUCGACAGUCAGCCCAAUAAGAAAGCUCGCGGGUCGAAGAAGAAGGUAGUCAGGGAGCAGCCGAUGCCAGACUUUAGCUCUGGAGAUCGUUCCGACAGUCGUGACGACAAGUCCCUCUUCGAGGCAGUACCUUUCGACCAUAACCAAAUAGAUGAUUUCGUGGUCGAGGAGAUGAAUCUGCAGACUCCAACGCUGAUGGACAUAGUCACCGCAGCGCCCCUUUUCUCAGACAACAUUGAUAUGGCGUCUGAUAGCUGGCUGCAUGAGUUCAUGUCCAAUCCUUUCACCGACCCUAUCCAGGACCGCGGGUUCCUAGACACUUUCGAGGCGAACGAGAUCAAGGUAGACGACACACCAGCCAAAAUGUCGAUUGAUCUGGACAAUUUGCCGGCUCAGUCUGACAGCUUCUCUGACGCCACGUCUGAGGCACAGGAUCUGCCAUCCUCGAGUUACUACGCAGGCGCCAACCCCUGUUUCACCAACCCGGAUCCAUUUUCGACCAGCACACAAGAGGUGUUUCAAAGCGCUGCUGCCAGCUUAGGGCAAUUCAAGCAGGAUUCGUUCUCCUGGCAGCAGCCGCUCUCAAGUCUCGGUGGCGACUUUGCUGCCGAGUCGCCGAGUCUUUUUCCUCAAAUCAAAGCCACAAAACGGGCACACGAGUACAGUUUCUCCGACGACGAAUUCAAGGCAGGGAUCAACGGCAUAUCGAAUACUCGCCAGUGUCAGACCCAUGAACAGGCCGUCUGGGAUCUUAAUCGUGUGAACAUCUGUGCUUCGCGUACAGGCCCCUCUGUCGCCAUCGACUCCAUUUUGACCUGUCAAAGGGUUUUGCAGCAGCUGACAGAAACCAUUCUUCAGUGCCGUGAUUGCUCCCGAACUCGAGUAAAUCUCCUCAUGGUUGUCAUUGUCAGCAUUGACAGCCUCAUCAACACGCUAGACACAAUAACAUUUGCUGAGAGUGAUGUUAUAGAUAGGCUGUUCCCCGAGUACUUCAACCCGCUGGUGCAGGAUUACAGGCCCGAAUCAUCCACUCGCCGGUACAAAGGGGGCAGUACGCAUCUCAGAACGCAGCUGGAGGCAUGUCCCUUGAUCAUUGGAGGGUUCAGCGUCCCUCCAGAAGAUAAGUUUCAGUUUGUGAAACGAGUCUUGCAAAGUCGGUUAUCAGGUUUGCUAGGAACAGUUCAUCGCAUUCGUCUCUGUACCCAAGAGUCUCUGGGGCCGUCAGCGCGCGGGAGACUGGACAUGAUGAGGGGAACAGAUCAAAGGUUGAAGUCGGUCAUUAUGAAGUUGAAUUUGAUGACCAGGCCAUAAAGUGUGUCGAGUGUGUCGAAGAUGCGAUAGUUACAAGAUCUCGUGGUCCUUCUUAGGGAGCCCAAUCUUCGUAUGCUAGGUGAUAGUUGUGAGAAUUGUACUGCGAGAAAAAUGCCAUCAGAUCCCUGUAAAAUGAUCGUUAUCCAAUCUCAAGUGCGACAUCAUUGCUUUGAUGACAGUUUUCUCCACUGUCGGGUAGAGCUUGAGCAUCAAUGUCGAAUAUGAUCGUAACCUAGAAAAUGAGCAGAGCAUCCAUACCAAAGUCAUUGUCUGGAAUAGAUAUCUGUACGACGUUCGGCGGGUCGGGGAGCUUGUGUGGUUUCACGGUGAUUUGGCCGCGUGAAGGGACAGGCUGACAGGUUCACGCCUUGAUGUAGUGUGAAAGUGUGAGGCUGUUGAAAUGACGCUUCAACAACGAACCCGAGGUUGUAUCCCAUAUCCGUCGAGCCUAACGCCGUCAUCGGGCACGUGAAUGGAAUCAGGCGUGAAGGUUGCUGCAACCUUCAUAUUAGAAGUCUCUGUCUCAACCAUGCCCG